Molecule: messenger RNA, 384 nt
Organism: Hansenula ciferrii
Lineage: Eukaryota; Fungi; Ascomycota; Saccharomycetes; Phaffomycetales; Wickerhamomycetaceae
Gene: SDH8
Product: Sdh8p
Exons: 1
Coding region: 1-384 (127 amino acids)
Biological process (GO): mitochondrial respiratory chain complex II assembly
Cellular component (GO): mitochondrion
Source: RefSeq, a predicted model, not a curated record
AUGCUGAGAUUUUUGAGCUAUAGAUCCAUUAUCAGGUCUCCUGGAGCUCGUAUGAUGUCAUCCAAACUUGGAUUAGGGACAACUCCAUCACCUCCUAAACUUGAUAAAGAAGAACAAGAGGAAUUUGAGAGAUUACAAAAAAUUGCAAACUCACAAGCUGCCAUAGAUGAGUAUAACAGCUCGGUUCAAGCUGAAGAAGAUACAACUAUAAAUGCUCCUAAUUUAGCAAAAACAGAUAUCGGAGGCUUUUCACCUGAAUAUUUCAAGACAAUUCCAGAGUUUGAAGGCGAAAAGAAUCCAAAAACAGGUGAAAUAGGAGGACCAAAGCAAGAUCCUUUGAGACACGGUGAUUAUUCUUUUAAUGGUAGAGUUACGGAUUUUUAG